Dimorphilus gyrociliatus is the source of this 2083-nucleotide messenger RNA. Lineage: Eukaryota; Metazoa; Annelida; Polychaeta; Dinophilidae. The record is from the annotation of a GenBank genome assembly.
AGUCGAACGUUGAAUUUAGACGAAUUCGUUAUUUACGGUAGAGAAGAGUGCUGCGAGAAGUAGGAAAGUCCACCAAAAAGUAGGACUAAUUCUUCUUCUUCGAGAUAGACUGACAGAAAAAAAGAGAAAGGAGAUAAAUAUAUAGAUAGAUAGAUAGAAAGAGAGAGAGAGAGAGAGAGAGAGAGAGAAGGGAAAUAAAUAGAAAAGAUUCGACUACUAAUUAAUUCGUGUUACCAUGGUUAUUUUUGGUUGUGACAUGUAGAGGGCGUUUUCGUUUAGACGCCCCAUUUCACGACGCCGGAUCGAUGAGUAAUGAUGCAUAGUUGGCGAUAAUAUGGGUAAGAAGAGGAGUAAAUCUAUGACACCCCCAUCGAAAGAGGAUGUUAAGGAAGAGAUGAUCAGCAAAAAGAAAGACGGAUCUAAGGAAUGCGAAAGAGUUGACGAGCGGAGGCGUCACACAGUUACAGUUUCCGGUUCAGACGUCGAUUCACUCUACAGCAGUAAAGGUGUACGUAUAAGUAUAUUUUCUUUAAAAGGCCUACGUAUUAUUUUAACAGAGAACACUGUCAUCUAGUGGCAAAUCGGACUUUCAAUGGGAUUAUCCCAUAAGCAAAUAGUUUACAAUUGUCCAAAAAGAAAAAGUUUUUAAGUAUAUGGGGUGUUGUAUGGGAGGGUGACUAUGAGAGUUUUAAGUGUCUAUGAGAGUUCAGACGAUGUUCUUGCAAGGUCAUUUCCGGCCCACUCGGAAGCGAUUUACGGUCCGAAAAAGAUUACGGCGGAUAAGCAAAUAAAAGCCAACAUAAGCGUUAAAUCGACCUUACCUAUUGUGAGGGAUCCCAAUAGGACUUUAGAGAAACCUAUGGGCUUGGUUUUAUUAACUUGGAGAUCGGAAACAAAAAGAUCUACCCUACCAAAUGAGGUGACGUCGUUAGAUACGGUUAAAGCACUUUUUGUUCGGUCGUUUUCGGAUACGUUGAGCAUGUCACCAAGUUGCUGGCUAACUAGGAAAAUCUAUAUAUUAGAUGAUGCAACUAACGUUUAUUAUGAAUUAGAGAAUGUUCAAGAUGUUAAGGACCGUAGCGUAUUAAAAGUUGUUGAAUCGACUUCCAGUUGUCAAACAGUCUGCUCAUCAACAUCGCCAACAAGUUCUAGAUCGGGAAGUGCAACACCUACAUCUGGUAUAGAAACUCAAAAUAGAAUGGCUAGUAUGGAGGCUCAAUUGGCUAACUUAACAGCCUGGGUUCAAACGGCUGUAACUAAGGACAGAUCACCUGGUAGUUCAAUUGCUUCAGAUGAAUCCCCUCAGCCUAUGCAGCAAAACAACGGUUUAAGGACGAUGAAGAACAUCUUACAUGCCGUAAAAACCCUGCAGAAUGAACAGAAACAAUUAAGAAGAAUUCAUUUAACUAAUGCAAACGAUCUUCGUGAAGGCAUUUUUGAAUCAUUCAAAAAGUUCAAAGAAUUUGUAGAAUCUUAUCAAAAGUCAAUUCGAAAUGUGCCGUCCAAUCCUUCUUCCUUCGUUGAUGAAAUUCUCAAUCUCGAAAGAUUUGUCGAACGUUUAAAGAGAGAAGUCGACGAGCACGAUUGUUCUUCUGACGAUUGUGAUAUAACAACAAUUGGUUAUUCGUUGGCAAGCGUCUCCAAGAGGCUCUGUCAUAUACGUCAAACAUUUAGCGUUCAGAAUAUUCAAGAGGAGACGACACCCGAUUCGUCUACAAAAUCCUGCAAAGGGCAUGUGACUUUUAAUCCCGCUGUCACUGAAAUUAGUCAAGAGGGUUCAGUUGUUGAAUGGCGAGUGCUAAGGAAAGUACCGCCUCCUCCGCCCCCAAGGCGAACAUCAAAACUAAUGAGUGAAGAAGAGAACGAAUCCUUGUAUUCAACUGUUAAAAAACGGACUCCACCUGCUGUUCCUGAAAAGAACGAAGAGCUGCUCAAUCAAAUUUAUCAUCAGAAUUACCAUAAAGUGAAAAAAGCAAAUGCUAAUUUAAAUGUUGAUAAGCAAAUCGUAAACAAUGAUAAAAACUAUUCAGAGACCGAAAUAUUCUAAGUUUCGUUAAAAAAAAUACAAAUAUUUUAUUAUUAU